AGGAUUCUGAUUCACUAACUAAUAUGAAGAACAAACUUGUAGAAUCAAAGUCCGCUGGUUCACAUCUUCGUAAAACUAUUCAAGAGUUAGAGGCUAAACUUUUAACAGCGGAAAAAGAAUCAAAUAAUUUACAAAG
This is a messenger RNA of Dentiscutata heterogama, 136 nucleotides long. The record is from the annotation of a GenBank genome assembly. Lineage: Eukaryota; Fungi; Glomeromycota; Glomeromycetes; Diversisporales; Gigasporaceae.